ACGUUCGACAGUGCGCUUUCUUCUUAAAUUGCGCCGUGUGCGCGGCGGGAUUCUAUCCCCUCUUGAAAACCCCUCAAGUCUCCUUGUUUCAGUUUCUGCUCCCAACUCUCGAGAGAUCUUCGUCUCCUUCUCUGCAAUGGCUUCUUCCACCGAGGGUUUGGUGCCCAUAACCAGGGCUUAUCUUGCUCGAUAUUACGAUAAAUACCCUUUCCCCCCUCUCUCGGAUGAUGUCUCCCGGCUUUCGGCCUUGCUUCGAUCAAUGUCAGAAGAUUUGCUGAAAGAAUCCGCUGCCACUCCCAGCGAGAGUAUCUUGCUGCAUGAAGCAGAUUCUCCUCCACCCCAUAAAACUGAUGAGAACCUGUGGAAGAAUAGAGAACAUAUUGAAGAAAUACUGUUUUUACUAGACAAAUGUCAGUGGCCAAAACUGCUUAAGCAACAUUCAACAGCUGAAGACAGUGAAAUUGCUGCUGCUCUUGGAGAUCUCCAAGUUCAACUGAAAAAUACUUUGAGGAUGUUGGAGUCAUUCCAAUCAAAGAAUGCUGACAGUGUAUUUAACACAGUUAUGACCUACAUGCCUCAAGAUUUCCGAGGUACCCUCAUCAGACAACAACGGGAGCGUUCAGAGAGGAAUAGGCAAGCUGAGGUUGAUGCUUUGGUUAGUUCUGGUGGGAGUAUACGGGAACAAUAUGCUUUACUAUGGCGGCAUCAAAUGGGAAGACGGAGACAAUUAGCUCAGCUUGGUUCCGCAACAGGUGUCUACAAGACUCUUGUAAAGUACUUGGUUGGAGUACCACAGGUUUUACUAGAUUUUAUACGACAAAUAAAUGAUGAUCAGGGGCCCAUGGAUGAGCAACGGCAGCGCUAUGGGCCAUCUCUGUACAGCCUUACCAAUAUGGUGCUUUCAAUUCGGUUGUUUCUUCUUCUUUCUUGGAGGCGUUUUGAGGCAAGAAAACUGCAGAAGGAUGACUUUGCUAUCUUGGAACAAGCAGUGAAUGUCUACACAUCUGAGUUUGUUCGAUUUCUCAAAUUUAUUGGUGAGGUGUUUGCAAAUUCCCCCUUCUUAAUUUCAGCAGAGGUUGCUGGUGCUGCUGAAACAAGGAAAAAUGAUGAUUACAAGGAAACCAUCAUUCCUGCAGGGAAAACUUAUGAGGUUUCUUUGUCAGUGGAAUCUGUGAACUCAUAUAUUGCUUGGGAUUUCUCACUAGUGCAAGGGACAAUCAGCAUGGAUAUCGGAUUUACUGUGGAGUAUAUCAGCUCUUCUGGAGAAACUCGUCUAAUCUUACCCUACCGGCGUUAUGAGUCUGACCAAGACGCUACAAGCUCAUCUGGGACAAUUCCUAUUCAACCUUCUUCAAGAAGGGUCUGCGCUACAAAGUGGAUGUUGUACCCCCAGUCGUGGAAACCUCACUACCGGUGGCAUAAGGCAGAACUCCCCUUUGGCAACCGAAUGCACAGAUCCGUCGAGCUGUUUUUUUCUCGAUGCCUGCUUUGUACUAUUGGUUCAACUCUUGGGUUUGACUUGUUACUGAUUUAUGCAGCUCAUUCCUGGGAGUUAGUACUGUUAUUUAUAAAUAUACUCACGGGAGAACAUGUAAUGUGCAUUCAUAAAUAUGCAAGAAUCAAUGGAAUCAUUCAUGGGGGAUGUUCCAUUUUCAUCCCCAUCUCUUAUCUUAAGAGGAGUGAUCACUUGAAGCCUGUUGUAGUAAACAACCCAUCCUUUUCUGUUGUCAUGGUAAACAGUGAAGAUUAUCGUCUUUUCCUUCAUUCGUAAAUAGGGGUGGCCACA
Molecule: messenger RNA, 1786 nt
Organism: Magnolia sinica
Lineage: Eukaryota; Viridiplantae; Streptophyta; Magnoliopsida; Magnoliales; Magnoliaceae
Exons: 15
Coding region: 137-1771 (544 amino acids)
Source: RefSeq, a predicted model, not a curated record